AUGGGGUACAAGACGUAUGUCGCUUCCUCUUCCACCUUCAUCUGGGAUCAGUCAUGGUGCUGCGAAAUCCAGGCCUUGUCGAGGACCAUAAAUUGGCCCAUCACAACAUUUCCUCAAGAUGUGGUCCUAACUGCAGGGAAUAGAGCCCACCUCGAACACCAGCCCACCUCGAACACCAGCCCACCUCAAACCCCAGCCCACCUCGAACCCCAGCCCACCUCGAACCCCAGCCCACCUCGAACCCCAGCCCACCUCGAGCCCCAGCCCACCUCGAACCCCAGCCCACCUCGAACCCCAGCCCAUCCGACCCCCAGCCCACCUCGAACCCAAGCCCACCCGACCCCCAGCCCACCUCGAACCCCAGCCCACCCGAUCCCCAGCCCACCUCGAAACCCAGCCCACCUCGAACCCCAGCCCACCUCGAACCCCAGCCCACCUCGAACCCCAGCCCACCUCGAACCCCAGCCCACCUCUAACCCCACCCACCUGACCCCCAGCCCACCCCGAACCCCAGCCCACCUCGAACCCCAGGCCACCUCGAACUCCAGCCCACCCAAAUCCCAGCCCACCUCGAACCCCAGCCCACCUCGAACCCCAGCCCACCUCGAGCCCCAGCCCACCUCGAACCCCAGCCCACCUCGAACCCCAGCCCACCUCGAACCCCACCCACCUGACCCCCAGCCCACCCCGAACCCCAGCCCACCUCGAACCCCAGCCCACCUCGAACUCCAGCCCACCCAAAUCCCAGCCCACCUCGAACCCCAGCCCACCUCGAACCCCAGCCCACCUCGAACCCCAGCCCACCUCGAGCCCCAGCCCACCUCGAACCCCAGCCCACCUCGAACCCCAGCCAACCCGAACCCCAGCCCACCUCGAACCCCAGCCCACCUCGAACCCCAGCCCACCUCGAACCCCAGCCCACCUCGAACCCCAGCCCACCUAAAACCCCAGCCCACCUCAAACCCCAGCCCACCUCGAACCCCAGCCCACCUCGAACCCCAGCCCACCUCGAACCCCAGCCCACCUCGAAAGGAAGACCAACCCCCCACCUUCCUUGUCGGAGCUCACUGA
This is a messenger RNA of Penaeus chinensis, 1071 nucleotides long. Its product is annotated as vegetative cell wall protein gp1-like. Bases 1 to 1071 code for a protein of 356 amino acids. The transcript has 2 exons. Lineage: Eukaryota; Metazoa; Arthropoda; Malacostraca; Decapoda; Penaeidae. The record is from RefSeq and is a predicted model, not a curated record.